AUGGGCUCCCCCCCUGUGUCUCCAUCCGCACAGGGAGAUCCCCUCUACUGCAUUUACCCGCCCCCGCCGGUAUCUUUUCCUCCAUUUGACUUCCCCAGCCCGCCGAACUACCUCGGAACACCAAAUCUACCGAGCCCGCCUUACCCGCCCCCGCCGGUAUAUUUUCCUCCAUUUGACUUCCCUAGCCCGCCGAACUACCUCGGAACACCAAAUCUACCGAGCCCGCCUUUCUCCGUGCCAUCCCCGUUCGCAAUCCUUCCCAGCCCACCGGAGUUCGUUCCUAACCCGCCGGAUUAUGCUUAUACCCCGCCGGACUAUGCACCCAGCCCCCCGGGAUAUGCUCCGAGUCCACCAGAGUAUAUUGCACCAAGCCCGCCGGGAUUCGUCCCUAACCCGCCGGACUAUGCACCCAACCCGCCGGAAUAUGCUCCUAGCCCGCCGGAGUAUACAGCACCAACCCUACCGGGGUUCGUCCCUAGCCCCCCGGACUAUACACCCAACCCGCCGGGAUAUGCUUCGAGCCCGCCUGAGUAUGCACCAAACCCGCCGGAGAAUGAACCCAGUCCGCCGGAGUACGUUCCCAGGCCGAUAGUUUUCCUGCCGCCGGUGGUGUACCCGCCGCCGUCGGUACCGCCGCCGCCCUUCACGGCGGCGCCGAACGCGCUGUGGUGCGUGGCAAAGCCUUCGGUGCCGGAGCCGAUAAUCCAAGAGGCGAUGAACUACGCCUGCGGAUCAGGGGCAGACUGCGACUCCAUCCUCCCCAGCGGGUCAUGCUUCCAGCCGGAUUCGGUCAUCUCCCACGCCUCCUACGCCUUCAACAGCUACUGGCAGAGGACGCGGGCCGCCGGGGGGACCUGCGACUUCGGCGGCACCGCCAUGCUCGUCACCAAGGACCCAAGUAAUCUCUCUCCCUCCACUCUUCGACGAUUCAUCUCCGAGUUACUGUGCUCUUGUAUGGAUAAUUAAGGCACCUGAAAUCAGAGAUUUUACUCUGUCGGCAUUCUUGAGCUUUCCCUUCUCGUCCGCCAUCUGACCCAUUUAAUGUUUACUGCCAGAACAUGUAGAACUUCUGGACCUAUUAGCUUUGAUCAGACUAAUUUCAUGAAUUUUUGUUCUCUGUUUCUCUCUCCCUCCCUCUUUCCCCUGCGUUGAGGACUCAAAAACGGUCUUUUUUGGACUAGUAUUAUCUGUCUAAAAACCAAAGAAUUAGUCCUCCAAGAGAGCAAAUUUCAUGAUCUGUUCUUUAAUCCUCGAAUAAUGGCCCUAGAAAUCACAGAGUAAGAACCAUCAUCGCCUAGAGAAAUUGUCUAGUUAUAGGUGUUGGGAGGAGAAUGUCAACUCUCCAUGAUGAUUGAGAAUUCUAUUUGCCCAAUGUAUCUAAAUGAGUGAGUGAGCAAAUGAUGAAACAGGCAAGUGAUGCUCUAGAUCAUGAGCUAGUAAUUACUAUAUUAUAGCAAUUAGUUCUCAUAGAACCAUAUUUUGGUGCAAAUUUUUAUUUAUUUUUUUCUUCCUGAAGUAUGAGGGUGCUUGGAAAUUUAACAUAUAUUUUCGAUUAUUGAAACCAUAACUCAAAUGGGUAUUUUGUGUUCAUGUGAAAAAGUUAAUAUUUCUCCAUUUUUUUCCUAGUAUUGCAUCAUUUUGUCUUCCAGUUGUGCAGGAAAUGAGUGCACUUGCACAGGAUUUAUCAUCAUCAUAAGAGAUAUACAUAAAAUAUAUCAUGUUAUGCUGAUUGGUGCAAAAGAUUGGGUACAUUAAGUAGAUGAAUUUAUUACAGGGCCUCCUCAAAUUGAUGAUUCUCUCUCUUCUCUUCUGACAGGCUUCGAUGGAUGCCGAUUCAUCACCAUCCUCCUGCAGGGGGUUGAUGGCAGGGGAUGA
This is a messenger RNA of Spirodela intermedia, 1875 nucleotides long. The record is from the annotation of a GenBank genome assembly. Lineage: Eukaryota; Viridiplantae; Streptophyta; Magnoliopsida; Alismatales; Araceae.